CUUAAAAGUAAAAUAUAAAGCCUUCUCCUACCUUACUUUAUGUACGUUCGCUCUCACCUUGCACAGCCUCCAUCCCUCUGUCUCUCACUCUGCGCCAAAGAUUUUACAGACCAAUCUCUCUACAAAACUCAAAUGGCUGGCGAAGAUUUAAAUGAACAUGAGGCAGGUGAUAUGCCUGAGAACUCUGAUCCUCCACAGAAAGAAGGAUCUGAGAAUGAUUCUAAAGGAGUUGAAGGAAAGAAGUGGCCUGGAUGGCCUGGAGAGAAUGUAUUCAGGAUGUUGGUUCCUAUACUAAAGGUCGGUGGUAUUAUUGGUCGAAAGGGAGAAUUCAUUAAGAAAAUCACUGAGGAGACGAAGGCUCGGAUUAAAAUUCUUGAUGGUCCUCCUGGGACCUCAGAAAGAGCAGUGAUGGUUUCUGCUAAAGAAGAGCCGGAUCUUCAUAUUUCUCCUGCCAUGGAUGCUUUACUAAAAGUUCAUAAACGUCUUGUUGAUGUAGACUCUGACUCUGCUCAUGCUACAUCUGGUUCAGUGGGCACGGUUAUCACAAGAAUUCUAGUGGCAGAUACCCAGGCAGGAAGCCUAAUUGGGAAGCAGGGUUCCACUAUAAAGUCUAUUCAAGAUGCUUCUAAUUGUACUAUUCGGGUUCUUGGUUCAGAACACCUGCCGACUUUUGCUUUGCAAGAUGAUAGUGUUGUUGAGAUACAAGGGGAACCUGCUGGUUUGCACAAAGCAGUUGAACUCAUUUUGAAUCAUCUCCGGAAAUUCUUGGUUGACCGCAGUGUUGUUGGAGUAUUUGAAACGCAAAUGCAAAUGCCAAAUGUUCGACCAAAUCAGAACAUGCCCUCACACCAAUCCUGGGGCCCUCCUCCUCCUCAAGGUUUUCCAAUUAAUGCUGGUGCUGGACCUGGUUUUGCACCUAAUCCUCAAUACAUGCAGCCUUCACGUCAAUAUGACAAUUAUUACCCUCCUGCUGAGAUGCCACCUAUGAACAAUCAGCAUAUGCAGGGUCCUCCUAUGUAUGGAAGGGACUCUUCUGUGGGGCUUCGUUCAUCUAGUGCGCAGCCACAACAGCCAGUGGUCACGAAGGUUACAAACCACAUGCAAAUUCCUCUAUUAUAUGCAGAUGCUGUUAUUGGGACAUCCGGUGCAAAUAUAAGUUACAUACGUCGUGCAAGUGGGGCAAGUAUCGCAAUACAGGAAACAAGGGGUGUGCCCGGGGAGAUGACUGUUGAAAUAAAUGGAUCUUCUUCUCAAAUACAAACAGCUCAGCAGUUAAUACAGAAUUUCAUUGCUGAAGCUGCAAGCUCAACACAGAACCCAACAGGAGGAUCAAUCAGCCAGGGCUAUAAUGAUUAUCCAGCGCAUGGUCCUGCAUAUACAUCUCCGCAGUCCACAGCGGGACACGCAGGCCACCAUCCUGCCCCCGACUAUGGUUUGGUCUAUGGCAAUAACUACGGUUAUUGAGAAGCUGACGCAAGUUUUGGUGGGUUAGCUCGGCAUUUGGCUUAACGACAUGUUCUUCAAUGAUUCGCCUGGAAAAUACCAGAAAUUUGAUGUGUUGAUGUCCUGAAUUUGGUGACAUUUAGUUUUUCAUUCUCUUAACACAUUUCACGAACAAUUGAGUUGUCCCUUUUUAGGUUUGUUAAUUUCCCCUCUAAUUCUUAUUGCUACACUGGCCCCCUCCUCUGGACUGUUGCUACCCGUCCCGAAUUAUUUAAAUUAUAUAGGAUUCUUAACCAAAGUAAUGCUACGUUGGUAAUGCUUGCUUUUUC
Molecule: messenger RNA, 1772 nt
Organism: Alnus glutinosa
Lineage: Eukaryota; Viridiplantae; Streptophyta; Magnoliopsida; Fagales; Betulaceae
Product: flowering locus K homology domain-like
Exons: 7
Coding region: 40-1464 (474 amino acids)
Biological process (GO): regulation of gene expression
Cellular component (GO): cytoplasm; nucleus
Molecular function (GO): mRNA binding
Source: RefSeq, a predicted model, not a curated record